UUCAUACCUCAUGUAAGCAGUAUCAAAAGUGUCACCUACACCUUAGCAACGAGGAGGCGGAGGAGCUGAACCGUUGAAUUUUGUUUUUUUCCACAGAAAGCGUUUGUGUUUCUAUAUUUCCAUCCCUGUGUUGCUAAUGAUGAGUGAAACUGCUAUCAUAUUCUUCACUUGGAGAAGCUUAUUUUUGAGAAAUAUCCAACAUGGAUGAAGGAAAUCCAACAUGGCCGGCCUUGCUCCAUUUGGUCGAGACGAUCAACCUUUGCUUGAUGUGAAAAUUGUCGGGGGAAAACGAGUUGAAAUCGAAGUUGAUAAAUAUGGAAAUCCCUUGAAUCAGGCAAAGAGAACUGAUCAUCCAGGAACGAAUUUCCAAACUCAGCAGCACGGAGGAAAUUCUUCAGUUUUGUCGAGUACAAGUUCAGCAAAAUCUUCAGCUGCAUUUAUUCCUCCAUGGGUCAGCAGAGGUGAUACACCUCCGAGAAAGCUUUUAAAAUCGCUGGAAAAUCCUGAUGAUGGAAGUAAUAACGCCGCAGAAGGAUUACGGAGGUUUUCUUCGCCGAGUUCUCCCGCAGUUUUACCACCUAUUAGAAAUAAGCUUACCUCGAGUGUUGAUGUUGAAGAGAAGACCAAAUCUCUUGCUUCGAGACUAACUGCAGUUCUCGGGGGGUUUGACACGUUGAGGUUGAAAGAUGCCUAUCUCAGCUUUGCUGGCUUUGAUUCGACUUUAUCAGGCUUUGUUGCUGCCGAGCAAAUCGAGAGAGAAUUUUUUAGGCUGCAAAUUCCAGUCAGAGGGGAACUUUUGAAUGAAGUGUUGUCUAUGUUCAUGUCAGCUCACAGACCUAACUGGGUAAAUUAUGAACAACUUUUGAAGUUUUUGAGCAACGCUGUCCAACCAGUUGUCACGAGAGAGUUUCAUAUCCCACAACUUGAUUUAUCAUCAAACCCAGGUGACAGACUGCAGCAGAAGUUGUCAAAGAAGUCCUCGAGGGAUAAUAACUUGCCAUUGAAGCCAAAUCAGGUAUCACCAAGAGCUGAUGACUCACAAAAAGGUCGCCAGAGCUCAAUAGCAGUGAAAAAAGCUUUUCAGGACAGGCAAGAUACUGCCAUUUUGUUACAAGUGGAGCAAAUCCUUAAAGAAGUUGAUAAUGCACAGCAACAUAUUCACAUUUUAAGAAGAGCUUUGGAGGAACAGGAUGUGGAAAAAGCAGAAUUUAUAUCCUCACAAAAGUUAAAAACACUGUGUUUACGACAUCACAUUCCUUUUAACAACUCCUUGUUAGAUAAGAUCAUCAACCGACUUGACACAUACAACUCUGGAAAAGUGAGUUGGCUGGAAUUCAUCUCAUUUGUUGAGCGAGCCUUGCCACUUCCCUCACAGAGCAGUACUUCAAGUCCCAGUCUGAGUAGAGAUGGUGGUGGUCAUGGUCUAGAAACUCCUCCUUCCAGACCAGUUUGGGAUACAAGGCAGCCCCUAAAGGGUGUCAGUAGAGAGGGAAGACGUAUGUCCCCAGUGAGCACAAUGGAUCAAAGAGAUGCAUUUGAGGAACAACAGAGAUAUUUAGUAAAUCGUUUGGAGGAACAGGAGAGGGUCAAUCAACAGGAUAAAGAUUCUUAUCGUCAGAAAUCACUUCCGAAGCAUCUUAAAUCUGAUGGGAGAGGUGGCAAUGAUUAUGUCAUGUCACAAGAAACUGAAGAAGAAACACGACAACUAAAGGAAAGGCGUGAGGAGUUAUUAAGAAGACAACAAGAGUUGAUUGAGCAAAAACGGCAGAUCCAGAGGGAACAAGAAGAAAUUAGCCAUUUUAUACAAAACCAGAAGGAGAAGUUGUAUGGUGGAGACAGGGAUUACGAUCCCCUGCAUUAUAUUGAGGAGGAGAGUAAGGUUGAGCGGUUCAUGAAGCUGGCAAAUGCUUUGUAUGUCUGCGAUCAGGAUCAGUCAGGUCUUAUAGAGGCUGACAUGGCUCGUCGUCUGUUGAAUAACUAUAACUUAGUAAAUCAACUGGACUUCUCAGCGGAGUUGAUUGAAAACACCAUAAGAAGCUGUUCAACUAUAGACGACAAAGUUAGUGUAGAUGAUGUAAUAGAUGAACUUAAAGGUCAUCUUUAAAAGGUAUUCAAGCGUGCUCUCGGGUGUGGUGUGCGAGUAGGCUGGGUUAAUCACAGAGGCGAGAAGGUAUUAGACUCCUCGCCCCCAGGAUUUCGCGCGGCCAUUUUUUUCUCGCGGUUUUCUUUCGCGUCACGCACGACGGACUAAGCGAAAGAGGGACUACUCGUAGUCUAAGAAGGCAUAAACAAUCGUUUUAUCUUUAAAAGAGGGUCUGUAUGAGUGUCUGGAAUAUCAGUUAUCAGUUGAAAUCACACCUCUUUUCUCAGCGAUCAGUGUAUUUUUCAAAAUCUCAGAUCUCCGUUACCGUAGACUGCCCUUAUAAGCCCUGGGCUAAUACAUUAUAAGCCCUGAGCUUAUACGACGUCGUAAGAGGUUUUAGGGGAUGGGCUUAUAAACGGAGGGGCUAUAUCCGGCGGGCUUAUACGCGAAAUAAAAAGACCGUUUCAAAAUGAGCUACAGCAGUGUUGAUGGAAAUAGUUUUUUUUAAAAAUAUAUACUGGUUUUUAUUUAAGCUUAAAAACGUCAUAAAUCAAAUUCAAUUCAUUUUAAACAAGAAGGGAGCUUAUAUUUGGGGGGCAGGGAGGGGGGAGGGAUGGCUAACAAUAUUUCAACCCCCACGAGAAUUACGCGCGAAUCUAAGACCUUGAUUGAUAUCAUUUGCAGUAAUCGAUCGGAAGUGAUAUUUUGUCUACAGGUAGACGGUUCUCUAACCAGGGGGGCUUAUAAGAGGUAGUUUACGGUUUGAAGAACGCUUUAUUUCUCGGCUGGUAGUUGCAUUUUUGAUAGUGUUUAUGAGGUAAACCUCAUCCGGACCCUCUUACAAGCAUUCGCUAUUCCCCUAUUACGUCAUUUGAUCAUAUAAGGUCAAGAGAACACCAGAAACAUGAAAAAGUAUUUCACUGAAGUGUCCCAUUUUAGAAAUGAAUAACAAGAAGAAUGUAUUAAGAUAAUAUAUCCCGUAUUCGAUGGUUUAAAACAUUUGCGGACAUAGCACUGCCGCUAAUUGGGGACACCCAAAUUAGUUAGCAUUAUAAAAACUAGUUACAAUAUAAUGAUUGUAAAAUAUCCGCGCGUAUUUACUGGUAUCCAUCAAGCCAUGCAAUUUUUUGUAUGUAUUCACUAGUGAAAUGUAAUUCAAAAGUGCAGCUCUUCAGUGAAAAGACAGAUUCCUUCAAGGUAUACACCUUUUAAUGUGCUCGGCUCCCCACGACAUCACUGCGCCGUUAGGUUAUGUGGCAUGCAUAGCUAGCGUUUGAACGCAUUUUGACCGCGCAAAAAUUGCGGCUAGACCAAAAAAAUGGACGAAACGGGACUCGAUUUUUUGGUCCCGCUCCAAUUUUUCGCGCGGUCAGAAUGUUACACAGGCUAAGCUGAGAGUGUCAGUAAAUGAAAUCAGUCAAUCAAAACGUUCUUCAAUCAGAAAGUUAUGCAAUAAAUCUCUUGUCAACCGAGCUAAACUGCGAUCAGGUUUUUUUCUUCGCUUCCGCCGUUGCGAAGAAAAAACUUUGCCUGACUUCAGCUGUAAUGGCUCGGGACUAUACUGGGAGAAUGUCGGCACAUGGAGUUUUUUGUAUGGAACUCGCUUAUCUCGAACCAAUUUCAACAACCCUUGAUGUAGAGACCUGGGACUGAUACUCGACCAGCGCGGCCCUCACGCAACCUCGUUCCCAGGGUCUCUUAUCUUCCCACCCUCCUAGAGUAAGGUCUUUUGGUCUUCCUCUCUCGCCCCAGGGAACGAGGUUGGCCAUCACGCUCAUUGUUGAUAAGUUAUUGAUCGCUAAGUUGGCUCUGAUUAAACCUUGUGAAUGGCGUUUUACAGAGCAGAGUUUUACCUUUAUUUGUUGUAAAUAGUUUUAAGGUAAAUUCCCGCGAACGUCUUGUAAAUAACAUACCUCUUGUACAUGUAAAAAAAAAAAAGAAAAAAACUAACAGAGAAAACGUUUUGAUGUUUGAAGACCUUUGAAGGUCUGUAAAUACAGAUGUGUAACAUUAAAUAUGCCGAGACAGAGAAUUAAAGAUAUUUAUAGCGGA
This is a messenger RNA of Orbicella faveolata, 4135 nucleotides long. RefSeq lists its product as uncharacterized. Gene Ontology annotation, molecular function: calcium ion binding. The record is from RefSeq and is a predicted model, not a curated record. Lineage: Eukaryota; Metazoa; Cnidaria; Anthozoa; Scleractinia; Merulinidae.